Zychaea mexicana is the source of this 2786-nucleotide messenger RNA. Its product is annotated as alpha glucosidase. The coding region runs from base 14 to 2635 and encodes 873 amino acids. Gene Ontology annotation, biological process: carbohydrate metabolic process. The transcript is spliced from 11 exons. Gene Ontology annotation, molecular function: hydrolase activity, hydrolyzing O-glycosyl compounds; carbohydrate binding. The record is from RefSeq and is a predicted model, not a curated record. Lineage: Eukaryota; Fungi; Mucoromycota; Mucoromycetes; Mucorales; Lichtheimiaceae.
CAACCUUCAAGAAAUGAGGACAGUAUCUCAUAUAUUGGUAGCCGUUGCUGCCUUCUCCAUCUCUGGAGUUGUUGCUCAAAACUAUGACGUAUCUUCUUCAGCACCUGGCUAUGCCAUCAAGGGAAAAGUUCACAAGACCAGAAGCGGCCUUGAAAUUCCAUUAGAAUUGAACGACGGCGAUGGUGUCGAUUUGUACGGCAAGACUAUCAGGGAUUUGGUCGUAAACGUUGACUUUGAAACUGCCGAUCGUCUUCACGUCAAGAUUGGGGACAAGGAUGAAAAGCAAAUUCCAGUUCCUGAUCACGCCUAUGGUUUGGAACGGCCCAAGACCCGAAAGCCUGCAAAAAAGCUCAACUAUGACUUCAAGUAUACCGAAAACCCCUUCGGCUUCCAGGUCAUUCGCAAGGUUGACAAAGAAGUCAUCUUCGACACCAGCGAUUAUCCUCUUGUCUUUGAAGACCAAUAUCUUGAAUUAUCUACUGCUGUUCCCAACGACGCCAACCUCUAUGGUAUUGGUGAAGUUACUGCCCCCUUCCGACGCAACAACGAACAGAACGUUACAACCGUUUUCGCUCGUGAUGCUGGUACUCCUUUCUAUGAAAACAUUUAUGGUGCUCAUCCUUACUACAAUGAAAUCCGUAAGGGCAAGGCUCAUGGUGUCUUCUUGUUGAAUGCCCAUGGUAUGGAUGUCUUCUUCUCUGAAGGCCGUGUCACUUACAAGGUCAUUGGUGGUGUCUUGGAAUUCUAUUUCUUUGUUCCCAAGGAUGGCAAGCCGAACAGCGUGCUUGAAAAGUACACUGAUUUGGUUGGCAAGCCUUUCAUGCCUGCUAUGUGGAUGCUUGGCUGGCACCACUGCCGCUAUGGUUUCAAGAACAUUAGCCACGUUAACUGGGCUGUCGAUGGUUACGCUAAGGCCAACAUUCCUUUGGAAACCAUCUGGGUUGACAUUGACUACAUGGACCAUAUGAAGGACUUUACUUUUGACGAAAUCAACUUCCCCGAAGAAUCGAUGGUCGCCCUCAGCGAGAAAAUGCACGCCAACAACCAGCGCAUGAUCACUAUGGUCGACCCUGCUUUGAGCAACAAUGACAGCUAUCUUCCUUACGAACAUGGCAAGGAAAUGGAUGUGUUCAUGAAGAACUCUGAUGGAAGCGAGUAUAUUGGUCAAGUCUGGCCCGGUUUCACCGUCUUCCCUGAUUGGUGGCACCCCAAUGUAACCGAGUACUGGGAUUACUGGAUCAUUGACUGGAUGAAGAAGCUUGAUUUGGAUGGUCUUUGGAUCGACAUGAACGAGCCUGCAUCCUUCUGCUUGGGCUCAUGCGGUGACGGCAAGGCUAACACCGACCCUCCAUUGCAAUGGGAAUUGCCUGAAGAAGAUCAAAUCCGCAUCCACGCCGAAGAAGAAGCUGCUUUGAAGGCUAGAGGUGUUUCUAUUCCUGGCGAUGACCGCAACUUGCUUUACCCCAACUACGCCAUUAACAGCGGUGGUGGAAACUUAUCCGAGCGCACUGCUCCCAUGACCUCGCUUCAUCAUGGUGGUAUCUCCCACUACGAUUAUCACAACCUCUACGGCCACGCCGAAUGCAGUCUCACUCGUAACUCUCUCCUCAAGUACAAGCCCGAUGAGCGUCCAUUCAUCUUGACCCGUUCGUCUUUCUCUGGUUCUGGUCAGUAUGUCGGUCACUGGACUGGUGAUAACCAUUCCUCGUGGGCGAAGCUUAAGAACUCGAUUGCCGAAAUCUUCAACUUCCAGAUGUUUGGUAUCGCGUACUCUGGUGCUGACGUUUGCGGUUUCUUCGACAAUGCCACCGAAACCCUUUGCACUCGCUGGAUGGAAAUCGGUGCUUUCUAUCCUUUUGCCCGUAACCACAACACAUUGGUUGCUUCUCACCAAGAGCCUUUCUUGUGGGAACGAACUGCCGAAGCCAGUCGCAGAGCUCUUGCUGUUCGUUAUGCUUUGUUGCCUUACUACUACACUUUGUUCGAAGAAGCCCACCGAGUCGGUACUGGUGUGUGGAGACCUCUUAUCUUCGCUCACCCCGAAGUCGAUGCCUUCUUAGACAAUGACGUUCAAACUUUGGUUGGUACCGAUAUUCUUCUUACUCCCGUUGUCGAAGAAAACGCCACCAGUGUCGAGGGUCAGUUCCCUGAGGGUAUCUGGUACGACUGGUACACAUACGAAUCCCACGUCUCGACUUCGCCCGAAGAAAAGGUGACCCUUGAGGCCGAAAUGGAACAUAUCCCUGUCCACAUCCGUGGUGGUGCCAUCUUGCCUCUCAAGACUCCCGCAUACUUGGUCAAGGAUACCUACGCAAGCCCUUACACUUUGUUGGUUGCUCUUGAUCAAGAUGGUGAGGCCGAGGGCCGCUUGUACAUUGAUGACCAGCACUCUGUCCAACAGCCUGCUACCUCCGAUAUCACCUUCUCUUACAAACGCGGUGUCUUGCGCGCUAAGGGCAAGUUUGACUAUGCUGAUGCCGAGAAGGUUGGUACCAUCAAGAUUGUUGGUGCUGAUGACCUUACUACCGCCUCCUACAACGGCAAGAAGUUCGAUCUUGAGAGCAAGGACGGUGCUAUUGUCUUGGAAGGUGCCGAUAUCGAGUUGACUUGCGGUUUCACUGUCAAGUUCCGCUAGACACAUACGUAUAUGUUGUAUCAUUACCCCUUCUCCAUCAAUUUUGUAUCAAUAUUCUCUUUAGAUUAACUUAAGUUAUUAUCAAUUCUCUUUAUCUCUUUUCUACAAUCCUCAACACACAAAGUUUGGGUAGAAUAACAACAUGGUUGCU